CCCGAUCUUGUCCGAGUAUCUCCGAGAAUUCUUUCGAGUGGAAUCGUCAUCAGUUAGCCGAAGUGAAAGUCAACAUGGCGGCAAUUUCGGAUGCUAAAGGAAGACUUCAUUGUUAAUUUUAACAGGUGAUUUAAAAUGUUAUGCCUGAAACAUAUCGAAGGAAGAACUUAUGACCCGUCACUCCAGCCAGAAAAAGUUUUGCUCAAGCCAACAGUUACACGUUUUGGUCGUUGCAAUGAAAGCUCAGAUGUUGUUAUCGAUAGUUCAAUCUCUCCCCUGAUGAUAAGUCGUUUACACGCCGAAAUUCGUUUCGUUGAUGGAAAAUAUAGAAUUGAUUGCAAAGGAAUGAACGGAAUGAUUGUAAAUCAAAAGAAGCGGAGUUCAGUUGUGCUUUGCGAAGGAGAUGAGGUUGUUUUCGGUGGCAUCGGUGUUAGGAAAAAAGUUAAAGAAGGACAGAUAGUGCGGUCUUAUGAUUCAGAGCUGGUAUAUGUUUUUCUGGAGGUACGUCCCAGCAGCUCUGAAGAGCCAGAUUCUCUUGGUGAAGGCACUAGUGAUGGUAAAGUACGCCGUCGAAGCAAACGAAAACAGCCUGUAUCGACAAGUGAAGAGUUAUUAUUAAGGUACAAAGUGUGAAGCGCAGUUGAUUACUUUCCCCUCUACUGUGGAAAUGGGACACUUCCCCCCCUUUCCUUUUCUUUUUCUCUUAAGCUACUGACCCUCCUUACAAGGUUAUAUGAUAUAGAAAUAAAAAUUGUCUUGAAUAAGGUUUCGUCUUUCAGAUAAACGCAUUUUGGUAUAUUAACAACUUAGACUGGAACUGAAAUUAAGGUGGCUCGAUAGGGUUUUUCAGGGUCGAUAUGUCCCCAGUUUGAUCAAAGUGCCAAGAAAAUGGCUGCAAGUGAAAUAGGUAAUGGAAUCAUUUCAUUGCUAUGACAACUCCAAUGUCCAUGACAAAUUUUCAUCUUCAUCUAAUACAUCCGUGGUGGUAAUUUCUCCAAAUCUUUGUUGACAGUGACAUAGGGACUACAUGUAUUGACCCUGAAAAACCCUACCGAGCCACGUAUUAACAAAGGUCCUACGCGUGCCACCUGAGACUGUACGAGUUCCCCACUCACAGGUCAUCAACCAAAACUUUACAGAAGUGCACAGACACCCCCCCACCCCAGACCUUCAGUGAGAAGGCAUCUUCUCCUUAUUCAGUGAGAAAAUUCCUUCAGUUUUCUUUAAUCUUUUAGUGACCUCCCAGCGGAUAAGAACAAAAAGUCCAAGAAAAGAGGUAAAGAGGUGAGAAAAUGCAAACUUGUUAUCAAAACACACCCAAUGACAGCUAUGGGUCAUAUUGCUUUGCACUGGUUACACACUUAUGGACCUGAAAAUUUGUAGGGAUAUAAAGCUUUUCAAAACUAACAGAUGUCACUACCAGUGAUUGUUACGUCCCUGUGUCAUUGCUUUUCUUACUGGAUCAUUAGAACUCAUGGAUCAUAGAAAAUCUACUUUUGAAUCUCCUGUGGUCUUCUAUUUUCGUGAAAAGUGGCUUGUAUUUUCAAUUAUUCAAAUUUAUUUUUUGCAAAUUUAUGGUGUGAAUUUUUCAUGCACUUCAUGUUUGACAGCUGUAAAGUAAUAUAGGAUGCACAAUACAGGGCCGUAGCUAAGUUUUUUGUAAUGGGGGGGGGGUAUUAUUAUGAAAGUGCUGAAGGCAUGAGCCUUGCAGGGGGGUCCGGGGGUAUCUUCCCCCAGAAAAGGCUCAAAUUUGGAGGCUAUGAAAUGGUAUUUUCAACGCUCUUCAUAAGAUAUGUCUCCCAAAAAUUGACCUCAAAUAACUGUGAAAAGGCAGGCAUUUUCAGUGCUUACAAGAGCUUAUUUCCCAGGUCCUGUUAAUUUGAAACACACUGUAUACCCAAGCACUAGUACACUAAACAUUUCACAAUACUGCAUGAUGGUUGGUUAACUAACCUUGUGCUUACUAUUUGCACACACCAUGGGCCAACCACUUUCUCUGCCAUGAAAGUGGCAAACAAUUGCAAGUCACUACAUUUAAAAUAACCAAGUCCAAAGCAAACAAAUCCAUCCACAGACUUGAUUUGUCUGGCUCAACAGGUCCAUGGGGGGGGUAAAACGCUUUUUUAAUACUUUCUUCCCCCUGCCCCCUCUCAAAAAAUCGGAGAAAAUGCAUUUGGUGUGCACUUUCUGUUACGGCUAUGCAAUAGCUAUUUUGAAGAGGGCACCCAACUUUCUUUCGAGUAGUGACCUAUUUUUUGCAAAACCCAAUUAAGCAAUUUUAAAAAAGGUUUAGUGUUUCACACUCUUUGAAUUUUUUCAUAAUUAAAAACACAGGUUUCAAAAGAUCAGGAUGUAGAAUGUGAAAGAGAUAGUCACAAAGAAACCAGGGAUAAUGAAAAAGGUACUUUUCAAGAGAAUAUCUUAUGUAUGUAAUGCUAAAGAGAGAUAAUAAAAUAAGAACUUAAAAGAUUAUUUCUUAAGAAGUACCUAAGAAGUUGAAUACCUUUGAUAUAAAUUAUUGAAAGUUUUUUUAGUAGGGAAGGCUAGGUAUUGUGGUAAAUGUAUUGGGAUCACCACAAAAAAUACUACUGAUAAGAGACAGAUAAACUGCAAAUUCAAAGAUAUGCAUGACAGUUGAUCUUAGUUAGCAUUAGGAGGUCACAACUGUGAGAACUUUUGUCCUUUUGGGGUGACAGAGGAUGCCAUUGUUCCACUUGGCCUGAAAAAUGUUCAGGAAUGUGACUACGUGAGUUCUCCUUUUUGCAUUGACAAACUAAGAAUAUGACCCAAGUUGUUAACAUUUGUUGACAAAAUCAACUGUUAUCCAAAUUUUUGAAUUUGUGGUCUUUUUGUUUUGGUAGUAUUGAAUUAAUAAAGGUCCUGUCAGUGUCCUGUUGUAUAACUGUUAGGCCCCAAUUGAUUGUGCUAGCAUAAUUUUUGCCAUCAUUUGGAAAAGUGGGGGUGAUUUUUGCACUACUAGACUACUAGUAGCACUACUAGACAUAUUUUUAGGAUUUUUAGAGGGAACAUUACCAAAGACAUGGCUUGCUUGCUGUCAGAGAGUGAUUGUUUUUAAGUUCUGUCCAUGGUUUAGUCUAUGUUCUUAUGGGAUCUUGUGUAAUUUGUGCACCCCUUGAUUGAGUCUCAGUCAACGCUAUUGGCUGAUACUCGAUCAAUAUGUUGGCGGACUCUCGGUUGCCAUAUCGGUCCACAUAUCGGCUGACUCCUGGUCAAUCUCUUGGCUGACAUUGGCUGUCCGACUCUUGGUUGACAUGUUGGCCUAUAGGUCGAGCGAUAGCCAACUGAGAGUUGGCUGAUGUGUCGACCAACAGAUCAGCCGAUUGUGUUGGUCGUUAUGUUGACCAAUAGUCAGGCGACAUAUCGAUCAAUAGGCUACCGACAUUCAGCCAAUACUUCACUGAUACGGUAUAAUAUUAUUUUGUGUCUUCUCAAAUUUUUGUUCUGUCCAUGGUUUAGUCUAUGUUCUUAUGGGAUCUUGUGUAAUUUGUGCACCUCUCAGUUGAGUAUCGGUCAAUGCUAUCGGCCGAUACUUGAUCGACAUGUUGGCUGAAAUGACUGCUGACUCUUGGUCGCCAUAUCGGCCGACUCCCAGUUGACUCGGCUGACUUUGGUUGGCUGACUCUCUGUCGACAUGUUGGUAGACGGACAUAUCAGUGGAUUGUGUUUUUUAAUUAUUAUUUCAUUUAUUCCAAAGUAGAACAAUUACAGUAAUUAUCACAAAGCAUACAUGCACACACGGACUACACACCUAAGCACACAUGCAAUUCUACAAUCACUACAUGAUUGUGUUGGUCGGUAUGUUGACCGAUAGUCGGCAGACAUUGAUAGGUUACUGACAUUCAGCCGAUACUCUACUGGUCCCAGCUGUUCGAACGCCGGUUAGCGCUAACCGGGGGUUAAAUUUUAACCCGUGUUUGUUCUUCUUUUAAUCAAGCCUUUUAAUUAAGCUUUCUCUCAAAUGAUUCUCUCUAUUCUUUUUAGAGUAUCCAAUCAUCAAAUUGUAGGCAAAGUGAAUUAAACUGGAUUCACUUUUUAAGCUCUCAUAUUUGAGUUCAAACUUUGCACUAACCCUGGGUUAUUUUAACCCAGCUUUGAACAACCCGGCCCUGAUACUUAGUCGAUGAUAUAUUUUGUGUCUACUCAAAUUGUAGUUGUUGUGGUGUGCAUGAAGCAAUUUUUAAGGGGCUUUGGCGGAUUUUACUAGUUUGAUAUUUUUGUUUUUUGGAAAAAAUGGGGACUGCUAUGGCAUCACAUUUAAGAGGUAUUCAAGGACAAUGUAACAUUAAAAAAUGCGUAGAACCAUGGCAGAAAUCCGACAAACUGACUCAGUGAGGCUGAUGUGGGAUGACAUGAACAACAGAGCAGAAACUAUUUUCAAACCUCCGACCGCGAUAUCUUAUGCAUAACACUGAACCCCAGCUCCCUUGUCCUAAUUUUAAAACACAAUCGACUGAUAUGCCAGCCAGGUGUCAGCCGGCAUACUGGCCAUGUAUAGGCCGACAUAUUGGUCGACAUGUUGGCCGACACUUGGUCAGGUGUUGAUCGACAUAUUGAUCAACAUGUUGACCAACAGUCGACCAAUAUGGCGAUUGCGUGGUAACUGAUACUCGGCUGACAUAUAAAGAUAUCAGCCAAUAGUGCCAUAUCAGUGUCGAUAAUCGACCGAGAGGUGCACAAAUGACACAAGAUCCUUCUUAUGUCUGGGGGAGGAGGGAGGUUACCACAACACUGAGGAGGUAAAGAUUGCAUUGUUCUCAGUUCCUGCUUUCACUAGCAGCAAAUUGAUGGCGUCAAGCAACUUGUAGAUACAAGAAGAAUAGUUGUUUGACAGGCUGGAACUUGCUCAAAUUGUAAGAGAUCGGAGCCUAAGGCAAACCAAAGGCAAAUAGAAGGCCAAGGGGCCAUUUGACGUGAGAAAAGUCCCAUUAUAAUUUAUGAUCUCAUAUUUUAAGAAAAAGAGGCAUAAUUUUUCAAAAGGAGCUCAAUUAUUAUGAGCACAGUUCACUAAAAAUCAAGCUCUGAUAGCUAAUGGCAUAAUAAUAAGCUGCCUUUACUAGCACUGCAGUCAAUAAUGUCCUACACUGUGUUUACUAUUUUACAACAUUAUCAUCAUCUUUCUUUGGCUUUUUUAAUUUUAAUAGGAAUGGUUAGUGGCCUAAAAUUACACCAGCUGCCUUAGAAAAUUAAUAUCUGCUAAACAUUUUUCCUUGAGCUUUACUUUUCUGUGAUUUUUGUUUUGUUUUAAUUUUUGUUUUUGAUUUUCCCUUGAAAUUAAAAUAUGUUAUUUUUUUGUGGAAAUUUAGAUGGGAGAUCCAAAAAAUACCUGGCAGAUCUGAAUGAGGAGCUGUUAUGUUGUAUCUGCCGUGAACUGAUGGUCUUAUCUCACGCACUGCCAUGCUCACACACCUUUUGUUACAGCUGCAUCAGGGACUGGCUUAGGUAAAUAUUACAUUUGAAAUAUUUUUUAGUAUUUCUCUUGUGUUGUUUUUCAUCAUCUUCUCGAGGUAAAUGAGUAUGUUAAUUUUGAAACUUUCAGAUAUUAUUUCUAUAUUAUUGUCAAGUAUUUCCAAAAUUAUUUUAUUUUAUCUACUUAAAAAGUUAAUAACAACAGAAAACAUUUUGAGAAUUAUAAUCUAAAAUAUCACAUUCAUGUGUUUAGUCAUUCAGGUGACUGUCCAAACUGUAGAGCAAGCACUCAGUUGAAAUUAGCAGUGCCAGUCAAGGUAAUGUUGUCAAAUAAAUUUGUUAUUCCUGUAUCCCUCUGUUAGUCAAAGAAACAGCUCUCUCUUUUGUGACAUUAAAUUGUUUUGAGGUAUUCCUAGUGCAUACAUGUACAGUAGGCUUGGGACAAGCCCUGUUAGUUCCCUAUCCAUUGUGCAUGACUGCAGUCACUCUCCACUUUCAUCAUGUUUGCCCCUGCUCGCCUGAAAAACACGGCCACAUAAAUUGAUGACUGUGUUUAAUAUUAUUUAAAACCACACCGUUUAAAGUCCUUUUGAAAGGGUUGAUUCAGCAGCAUCACUGUCUUCUAACGCCCCCCUGCUCCAAUCAACAAUUUAUAAGAAUCGCUGUGUAUGUUCCAUUAGCUGACUUUCUUUGGUGCAGGCUUCAAAUUUACUGUUUUUACAGGGUUCAAAAUAAAAUCACAGCUUUUAGCCUCUGUGGGCUUUUUAUGUCAAGGCUUAUUUUCUCCCAGCUGUCAAUAAUGAAUGAGCAUAUCCUGUCAAUAGUCAACAUUGUGAUUUGUGACAGUAGAUAAAGGAAUAGUUAAAUGUUCAAUGUCCAGGAAACAAUGUCAAUGCAAUAUUAUUAUUCAUGAAAACAUGUUCAUAGAACUGACAUUUGGGAAAUCAAUAUCAAUAAUUAUCGGUAUCACCAAUUUGAAAGGUAACCAUGUUUGGAUCACAUACUUAGAUGAAAACUGAUUGCCAGAAAUACAUAAAUUAGUUCUUAUCUAAGUUUUUUUUCAAGAAAGAAGACUGUGAUGUGUGCUGGAAUCUCUCCUUGCUGUAGACAUUCUGAUAAUCAAUAAUCAUUAGAUAAAGCUGAUAAAAGUAAAAACAGUUUACAAGUUUGUAUUUAGGACUGGAGCAAAGUUAUUACUAUAAUAUAUUAAUUCAUUCGCCUGAAGCAGAAUCGCUUCUCAAAAUUCCAUUAUCAAACGGUUCAUCACUCCAUUCUUCUGCUUCAGAAUUAGUCAUUCGCUGUGAACAUGAGAUCUCUUUUUCAACUUUAGUGGCACACUUUGAAUUUCCAAGCCUUCUUUUACUCAUUUUAAAACAUUCCUUGGCUGCUUUGUUGUGUGUUAUGAAAUAUUUACACCAACAUUACAGCAAUUUCAAUUUCAGUUGGCUGAUCAAAGCAUGACAUUAUCUAUUUCCUUGGUAAAAAGUCGCUGGAAAAUGUGGUCAAAGUGCUGGCUGCUGUUUUAAACCCUGGUUUUAAAUGCAGUAUUAUCUGUAUGAUCUUACAACAUAUACUUCUUGAUCUAUUGUUUGACAUUUCAGGUGCUGGACAAUACAAUUGAUAAGGUGGCUGCAGAGGUUCUUACAGAAGAGGAAUUAAAAGAAAGAGAACUUAAAAAAGAGGUUGGGUAUAGGGGACAAAUCCACCUAUUAAUGGUGUAUUUUCUUAUUCCAUGACUUCUUUUGUUCUUAACAACUUGAAUAUCUAAAAUUUAUUUUAAUAGGAGAUGUCUGAGGAAGUUAAAAAGAAAAAGGUUGAGGUGUUAACAGUUUCUUCAGAAAGGUAACGGAAUAAGAUUUACAACUGAGCAUGCAACAGAAGUGAAUUAUUUUUGUAUUACUAUAACCAUUAGUCUUCAGGGCCCAGUUGUUUGAAGGCCGAUUAGCGCUAACCCAGGGUUAAAUUUUAACCCAGGUUUCUUUUUCUUUUUUUCAAAAGCAUUUUUCAGGCUAAUUUUCUCGAUUCUUUUUAGAGCAUCAAAUCAUCAGAUUGUGGAAAAAAAGAAUAAAACUGAAUUUGUUUCUUAAGAUUUCAUAUCUAAAUUGAAAUUUUUGUACUAACCCUGGGUUAACUUAACCCUGCUUUGAACAACCCAGCCCUGGUGGUAUGAGAGACUUGGCCAGGAAUAUAGCUUUAACUAUUAUCAGCUACUAGGUACAUACUACAAUAACUUCUUAUGUCCAUUGUUAUUGUACAUGUAACACCAGUCCUGUUGAUUGAGUGUUUGGAACAUACCUUUGUUGAUUUUUGAUUGACUUGUUGACAUUUUUACAGUGAUAGUGACUCAGAUGAUAGCAUUGACCUGGAUUUUUUGCUGUGGGAUGGAGUGGUAUGUUAUAUUGUAGUUUUAGUUUAAGAGAAGCAGUGGUGCAAAGAAACUCUACUAAGUUUUCCCACCCUAAAAAAUCCUAAGGACAAUGGUUUUGAAGCAGUUUGAUCCUGUUUCUUUGUUUCUCUUCCUGUUGAUGUGAACUUUGUUUAAAGGUAUAUGUGGGUUGCAAAUCAAUACCAAGGAAGGUUAUGACUGUGGUGUCAUUGGUGGUAUUAUUGACCCUCUCCCACAUGUAUUUCCCUUUGCAGGUACUGAGGCACAGUUUAUGUAAAAGAAAAAGAACAAUACAUCCAAAAAGUAGAGCCCAAGGGGAACUUUGUUUGUUUCCUCUGUUUCGUUUGUCAUGACAGUAGCUUCAGAAAGACCUAUUUUUUGUUAAUACUGGUCUGAAUUGCUGCCAUUUUGUAAUAUCUCUUUCAGCACUUUCAUUUGGACCACUGUUACAGUGUUGAGCAUGCUCGCAGUGGUCGUGCCAGGUGCAGAACUUGCUUUGCCCCUAUUGCUUUCAGGUGAUCAUAUUAUUCCUAGGAUAUUUCCUUGCACAUUAUAAUGUCACAAUGACUAUCAACUCAAAGUUUGAAUAUAACUAGUGUGGCCAUGAAAGGUUAUUCUUGAGUUUUUACUAUCUGCAACUUUUUUGGGAUUGAUAAUGGUUGCCAAAGCUUAAUGCACCCUGUUUAUAUUAGUUUAGUAUAUCUCACAAUGUGGUUUUAGCUACAAUACUUUGGUGACAAAUGCUUUUUGUUUACGUUUUUGGCAUCUCUCAAACUUUUAGAUGGCUUCAAUGAAAAUGAAAAUUUGUACAGGACUUUUGUACUCUAUGACACGUGUAAAAAAAAGCCUACAGAAAAUACAUGUAUUCAAAAACAUUUCUGAAAUUCAUUACUUAAAUCAUUAUAAUAAAGUUCACAUAUAACGCCCACUCUGAUUGGUUGAUAAAGGGUGCUUUAUGAGAGUAUCAAACAUGGAGAUAGUUUGUAUUGAAAAUUAGAAAGUAAUGCGUGGGGAAUUUAAUGGAUUCUUUAUCAUGAAACAAAUAAAGAAACCUUGACUGUUCCCUGUUCUUUUGUAGAGCACUUAGAAAGACUGGCUAGAGCACCCAAGAAGCACUACAUCUUGUGUUUUCCCCUACACUUCUUUUGUGCUCUAGCCGCCUCAAUUUCCGUGUGCUUUAUAACAGAACAGAGCACAGUCAUGGCCUCCUUAUAAAAUUACUUUUAUGUAAUAUUAUUUCUAAAUCUCUCUAUUAUUGAAAUAAUGGAGAGAUUUAGAGUCACAUUUACAGCAAACCAAAAACGUGAAUUUCUACCAUGUUUAUUUUUCUUACACUGUUCAUUACUUCUACCCCCAAUUUAUAGUAGCUUCAUGUUAGUCUCAUCCAUAAUUGUGUCUUUUUUCAUGUGUGAAAGACAUCGUUUGCUCCUCUGAUUGGCUAGAGCUCAUUUGUGUAAGAAAAUUUACGUCAUAGCAUGACAGUAUGUAUAUAAUAAAUACUAAUACUACAACAUAACAAUAAAGGUCGGAACUCACUAAGUGACAAGUUGCAGCAACCCACUCUGGCAACACAUUGCAGCAACAUAUCGUGUGUUCUGGAGAAGUUAUGUGGAAAUUGUUGUCUCAGCAACAGAAUUUUGUCGCUGCAACAAGUCGCACAAAAUCAAGUCAGACUGAAUUGGUGCAACUUGCUGCAGCGACAAAAUUCCCCAGUUCACACGAAGCAAUUUGUCCCUCCAAUGUGUCAUGCAACUUUUUGGAGCAACUUAUCGGCUGACCUGUACACACAGACUGAUUUGUCACUGCGACCUGUUGCAGCACAUGUUGCCUAGUGUGUUCCCACCUUAAGUAAUUGCAGUGGCAUAAAAUGUGAUUUAUUGUUUAGAUCUCUUCGAUGGAUUGUUGACUUCAAAACAAGAUGGGAGCAUUUACCACAAACCCACUUUCAUCAUUUGGAAUGUUUUUUACCUCCACCUUCUAUCACAUAUGAUUAUGUAAGUAAUUAAAAUAAUUGUUGAUAUAAAUUUAAAAUUAUUGUCUUCUGCUUAUGCCCUAAUGUGAGUCUGUAAAAUUUUUAGUAUCAGGAAUAAACACUAUCACAGUGCUCAACUUAAAUGUAUAGUCUGAGCAUUUUUGUCCAAAUUGUGACCAAAUAUGGCUCAACCAGCUUCAAACUGGAUUUUUUGGCAAACUUUUCACAGGGUUUGAACACGUCUUGAAAACCCUGAAUUUUUAGUGUCCUUUUUCAAGGCCUUGAAAGUCCUUGAAUUUUAAUUGACAAACAUUUUCAAACCACCAAAAAACAGAAUAAAAUUGGCUUUGAGGAAAUGAAGGUCAGGCAUGGAUGGCUCGUGAUUCAUAAGGCUGAGGUCUAAGAUGGUUACCAGUGCCUUUGCAUUAUAAAAAUGGUUGGCCUUAAGAACAAAAGCCCAUUAUUAUUUGGAACAUUUUCAUAGUUUAUUUGGAACCUGCGUAAUAAAUUACGUCCUUGCAAUUUAAAAAUCUGGUCCUUGAUAGUCCUUGAAUUUGGUGUAAGAAGAAGUGUAGGAGCACUGUUUUCAGGGGGAAAUGGUUUAAAAACAGUCAAGCACAGAAGAGAAUUAAAUGCAAAUGUGGUGUGCUUUUUUGUAGAUUUUAUCUUUUCUUUUCAUUCUCGGUAGGGUAAGGGUAAUUUAACGUAGGUUUUUCCAUUUUCCUUGAUAGUAAAUACCAUAUAUAUUUUGAUACAUUUAACUCUGCAGCUUGCCUUCUCACCCCAACUGUCAAGAGAAGAGAAGAGACAAGUGAGGGACAUGAUGGAAGCACGCUAAGUAUUUUAACAUUGCUUUGCCUUUUAUAGGCAAAAAUCCAAAUUUUUCCUAAUUAGCUAAAGGUAACUGUUACCAUGUUUUUUCUGCCACUUUACCAAAAAAAAUAAAAACUUUUUGCAAGGAAGAAAUCUGCAACUGCCAGAAAUAGCUUGUUCAAAAUAUUUUCUUGCAAUUUAUGGUCAUUAUGUUGUAUGUAUUGCUUUCAUUCAUACCAAAAACUUAAAGUUUUAAAAUUUGCCUUUCAAUGCAAAAUAUAUAAGUAAUUAUUUCAAUCAAUCUCUUCAUAUAAAUGGAUUGCAAAAGCACAAUAAUAUUUCCC
Molecule: messenger RNA, 10942 nt
Organism: Porites lobata
Lineage: Eukaryota; Metazoa; Cnidaria; Anthozoa; Scleractinia; Poritidae
Source: the annotation of a GenBank genome assembly